CAGCACCACCACGGGAAACCUGCUAGCCUUAGUUUGAUCUUUUAUCUCUCUACAACAAUCGGACUCUGGAUUGCGGAUCUUGCCUCCUCUGUCUCUCCCCACCCUAACCCUCCACCCCCUGUGGACCUGGUCAGUGAUCGGGCCCUGGAGUCCUGAGAGGAAGUGCAGCAGGUGGUGUGUCUGUGGUGCUCUCCCAUGCUUCCAUGUAAGGGGGCUGGGUCCAGUUCCUAUCUCAGCAGCAUCCUCUAGACCACUAGUCUCAAUCUGGACUUAAAUCACAGGAUCGUCACACGCUUGUGGUGUGCAGGAGCUACAUAUUUAUACUCACGGCAAUUUUGUUUACACGUUUCGGAAGGAUUAACUACAUUGUGGAUUUAACAUUUUGUUUUUUGUGAGCACCAUGACUCUGGCAGUCGAAGUGCGUUCCUCCACCACCACCAUGGUCAUUGAGAGCAGGAGCGGAGAGGCGGGCUCAACCUCUGCACGCAGCUCUAAGAGGACUAUGACGGAUGACCUCUACACGACCUUCAGCUCGCCUAUGGCUUGGAUCCUGGUCCUGGCCCUCAUCAUCACCUGGUCCUUUGUGGCUGUGAUCAUGUUAGACCUGGCUGACUACAAGAGCCUCUCAGGUGCACCCCCACCCGCUGUCAGAAAAGCUCUGAAAGAUGGAGGCAGGUCUAGAGGUAGUCUCCACCAGCUCAGCACAGACCCCAUGAAGGUGGUCAACGAGGCCAUGGUGGAGUCCACUGGUUGGCUUAACAUGCUGCUGACCUUCGCAUCCAACCUGGUAGCUCCCGAAGAUGAAGACAGUAACCUAUACGCAGUGCGGAAAAAAGACAUAGGGUGGUACGAGGACGAGGAGGGUGAGGAGGAAGAAGGAGAUUUCCUUCCGGCCCGAAAGAAAGUUGUAGGGAUGCAGCCACCAAAGACUGAAGUGUUAGAGACGGCAGAGGAGGAGGAGGAAGAGGAGGAAGAGGAGCUGGGGGCAGAUUCUGAUGAGGCCGAGGCUGAGGCAAAGGAGGAGGAGGAAGAGGAGGAAGAGGAGGAAGAGGAGGAAGAGGAGGAAGAGGAGGAGGAAGAGGAGGAAGAGGAGGAAGCAGCCGCUGCCGAAGCAGGUGACGAUGACGGCGAGGAUGAAGAUGAUUCUGCAGCUGCUGACGCUGAGGAAGAGGCUGAUGAGGCCGAAGAAGAGGAGGCAGCUGCUGAUUCCGAUGAUGUGCAGGUUGAGGAGGAAGGAGAGGAGGAAGGAGAGGAGGCACCUGCAGAAGCAGAUAAUGAUGAUGCCGAUGGCGAAGACGAAGAGGAAUCUCCCGCUGUCGCUGCCGGCGAUGACGACGAAGAGGAUGACGAAGCCAUACCAGAGGAGGAGGCUCCUUCUGUGGAUGCUGUCAUUGACCAAGAUGAGGAAGACGAGGAUGUGGCAGAGGUUGCAGCAGUUGACGGGGCGGCUGAAGAGGACGAAGAGGAGGAGGAGGAAGAGGAAGAACAUGAGGUGGAAGAGCCUGCUGAAGGAACUGCUGCUGCCGAGGCCGACAACGAGGAUGAUGAAGAGGACGAGGUGAGUGAAGCAGAAGAGGAGGACCAAGAGGCUGCCCCUGCAGGUGAGGAAGGAGACGAGGCAGAGGCGGCUGCCGUGGAGGAAGAGGAGGAAGAGGAGGAAGAGGCUGCUGAAGAAGCUCCUGCCGAUGGCGAUGACGACGAAGAUGACGAGGCAAAGGCAACAGCCGGCGAUGUAACUGAAGCAACGGAGGAAGAGGAGGAAGAGGCUGUUGGAGAAUCUCCUGCCCCUGCAGCUGCUGUUGCCGAUGAGGAAGAUGAUGAGGAAGAUGACGAGGCAGAAGCAGGAGCAGCUGGAGAGGUGACUGAUGAAGAGGAGGCAGAGGCUGUUGAAGAAUCUCCUGCCGCUGCAGCUGCUGUUGCUGAUGAGGAAGAUGAUGAUGAAGGAGAUGAGGCAGAGGCAGCUGCCGUGGAGGAAGUGGAGGAAGAGGAGGAAGAGGCUGCUGAAGAAGCUCCUGCUGAUGACGAUGAUGAUGAAGAUGACGAGGCAGAAGCAACAGCCGGUGAUAUAACUGAAGCAAGGGAGGAAGAGGAGGAUGAGGCUGUUGAAGAAUCUCCUGCCCCUGCAGCAGCUGUUGCCGAUGAGGAAGAUGAUGAUGAGGAAGAGGACGAGGCAGCUGCAGCUGCACCUGGAGAGGAAGAAGAGGAGGUGGAGGAAGAGUCUGCUGAAGGGGUCACUGCUCCAGGUGCUUCCGAAGGAGACGAUGAAGAUGAGGAAGAGGACGCUGGGGAGCCGGCUGUUUCUUCUGAUGACGAUGAGGAAGAGGACGCUGGGGAGCCGGCUGUUUCUUCUGAUGACGAUGAGGAAGAGGACGCUGGGGAGCCGGCUGUUUCUUCUGAUGACGAUGAGGAAGAGGACGAUGGGGAGCCGGCUGUUUCUUCUGAUGAAGAUGAUGAAGAGGACGCUGGGGAGCCUCCUGUUUCUUCUGAUGACGAUGAGGAAGAGGACGAUGGGGAGCCGGCUGUUUCUUCUGAUGACGAUGAGGAAGAGGACGAUGGGGAGCCGGCUGUUUCUUCUGAUGACGAUGAGGAAGAGGACGAUGGGGAGCCUGCUGUUUCUUCGGCCACUCCGGAUGACGGAGAGGAGGACGAUGGUGAGGAAGAGGGUGAUGACGCUGGUGAUGACGCCGGCGAUGAUGCCGUCGCUGACGUGGACUCCACCGCUGCCACAGUCCCUACUGAAGAAGAUGAUGAUGAUGAUGUUGAGGAAGCUGACACAACACAGGAAGGGGCGGUUGUUUCUUCCAGUGAUGACGCCAUGGCUGCAGAACCUGAGGAUGAUGAUGUGGAAGAUGAUGAAGAGGAUGUCCUUUCAACUGAAUCGGAAGAUGAGACGCCUUUAGCUUCCUCUGUAACUGACGAUGACGAUGAUGAUGAUGAUGAUGAUGAUGAUGAUGAUGAAGAUAUUGCAGACUCAUCACCUGUUGACAGCGUAGCUGAUGUUAGCUCAGAUGACACAGAUGAUGAUGAUGAUGAUGAUGAAGAUAUUGCAGACUCAUCAUCUGUUGACAGUGUAGCUGAUGUUAGCUCAGAUGACACAGAUGAUGAUGAAGAUGACAACAUUAGCGAUGCAGACAGUGAGGACAGUGGUAUCCUUGACAGUGGUGAUGCUAUUUCUGAGGAUGAUGGCGAUGAUGAUGAUAAUGAUGAGGAUGACAAACCAGAAGAGGCAUCAGAGGCUGCAGCUAUUGGUGACAUCAAAGACAUUUCAGAUGAGGAUGAUGAUGAUGAUGAUGAUGAUGAUGACGAUGAUGAAGUUCUCAGUCUGGAUCUGACCAAUGAAAAAGAGGACCUCAAUGAGGAGAUGCGGGAAACUGACCAAGAUGAGGAUGAGGAU
Messenger RNA from Osmerus eperlanus (European smelt), 3394 nucleotides. RefSeq names its product serine-aspartate repeat-containing protein I-like. NCBI's taxonomy places the organism in Eukaryota, Metazoa, Chordata, Actinopteri, Osmeriformes, Osmeridae. Gene Ontology annotation, cellular component: membrane; sarcoplasmic reticulum. The transcript has 9 exons. The record is from RefSeq and is a predicted model, not a curated record. Gene Ontology annotation, molecular function: signaling receptor binding. The annotation marks the transcript as partial.